Molecule: messenger RNA, 1803 nt
Organism: Colletotrichum scovillei
Lineage: Eukaryota; Fungi; Ascomycota; Sordariomycetes; Glomerellales; Glomerellaceae
Product: carboxylesterase family protein
Exons: 7
Coding region: 1-1803 (600 amino acids)
Source: RefSeq, a predicted model, not a curated record
AUGCGCCUCUUCAGGACUCUACCGCUUGUCGUCGCGGGACUUAUUGCGCCUUGCUUCUCGGGCGCCUUUCCCUCGACUAAAUCCCAGGAUGCGGCGGCCACGUUCUUGGAUCGUCUGCUUGUCGAUACAUGGGGUCUGGGCGAUGCUCUUCAGCGGCAGCCUUCUUCGCUAGUUGUAGAUUUGGGCUAUGCCAACAUCCGCUACGCAGCUCCGCCGACGGGUUCACAGCGAUGGCAACCUCCCCGGCUCCCCUCAUCCAACGACACGGUCAUCGGUGGUAGGGUCCCGGUGACGGCAGCGACCGAAUUCGGCCCCAUCUGUCCGCAAAACUACCCCGCCGUCCCGGGUCUCCCCUUCAUCCCCGGCGACGAGGACUGUCUCUUCCUAAACGUGUACGCGCCCGCCGACGCCAAGGAUUUGCCGGUGCUGGUGUAUAUCCACGGCGGCGGGUACGGGUACGGUGAUGGGAGGAUUGACAUGUCGGAGAUUAUUGGGGCGAACGGAGGUGGCUUUGUAGCUGUUGUCAUUCAGUACCGGCUCGGCGCGUUGGGCUUCCUUUCCUCUGCGGACGUCAAGGCUCGCGGUGUCGUGAACGCGGGACUUCUGGACCAGGCUUUUGCGCUUGCUUGGGUGCAGCGCUUCAUCGGCCUGUUUGGCGGUGAUCGUGGAAGGGUCACGAUUGCAGGGGAGUCGGCGGGUGCUGGGUCGGUGAUGUAUCACACUCUCGCCGUGGACGGUAGUCUGGGAACGUCGCUCUUCAAGAACGGGAUCGCUGCUUCGCCGUAUCUUCCGUUCCAUUAUGACUACGACGCGGCGUUUCCGACGGCGCGGUACCAGGCGUUUGCUGAGAAGGCGGGGUGCUCGUCGUCUGUCGAUGUUCUUGCGUGUCUUCGGGGCAAGGAUAGUAUGACGCUGCAGGUGGCGAGUGCGAAUACCACCUUUGAACAACCGUAUGGGUUCUGGGCUUUCUAUCCCGUGACGGACGGCGUCUAUAUUAAGAACCUCCCGACUGAGCAGAUGAAGCAGAAGAAAGUCAACGGAGAGCGUCUACUCGUCGGUCAUAACGCUAAUGAAGGACCUCUCCUCACCCCGCCCAACAUCGUCAGUGUCGCAGACUUGACGUCCUGGCUGAAGCUCGAAUUCCCCAACCUCUCGGCGAGCCAAAUCGACCAAGUCCUCGCGGCGAAUCCGACAAAGACGGGCUCGAACGACACCCGUUUUGAGACGAAUGGAUUGACGGGGCUUACGGCCCUUGACGUGAGCCAGUCUGGGACUGGACUACAACAGAGAGCAAACAACAUCUACGCCGAGGCAACAUUCGUGUGCCCCAGCUACUGGCUCUCCGACGCCUUCACGUCGCCAAAGUCGUCGUGGCACUACCAGUACUCCGUCCCCUUUGCCUGGCACACGACCGACAUCCCAGGCUACUUUGGUCCCGCGACACCAAACCAGGGCCCAGACAUCGUCCUCGCCUUCCGCAAGAUCUGGGGAAACUUCAUCACGGGCAACGACCCCUCCAUCAGCAAUGAGAUCGCCAACGGAGCCUCUAGCGCCGACGCGGGCGCCGAGAACGGGGCGAGCGAGUGGCCUGUCUGGACGGAGGAGGCGCCGAAGCAGGUGAACCUGAACCAGACGGGCGGCGUGCCGUACGAGUUUACGACUUCGUGGGGGGCGCGGGUUACGCAGUUUAUGGCGCCGGGACAGGUGAAUGAUAUCCGGGUUGUCCCUGCGGAUUCGUGGGAGGGUGGACGUGGUGCCAGGUGUGAGUUUUGGAGGGGGCUGGCUCCUAGCAUUCCGGCGUAG